UCGGUUUCGCAGCGCGUUCCUCGUGCCCCCUCCGGUAUUACCACGAGGAGGUGCAGCCGUUCUCCAGCGAGGUCGCCUCCCCCGAGGGAUAGGAGGUGGUGAACCGUCCUCGGGAACGAGGGGACGCCGUCAGAACCUCCGUCCGCGAACUCCUCCGUCCUCAACGUCCUCUUCGUCGCGAAAUGCGAGUCGCGGGCCGCGACGACAGGACGCCGCAGGACGGGACUCGGGAAGUGCUCCGGUGAAAGGUGCCGCGAGAGAGUUCCUCUCUUUUUUUCCUUCUCUCCGAGGGGGCCCGACCUCGCCGGGACCAGAGCGCAGCUUCUUCUUCUUCUUCGAAUUCACCGUCGUCAUCGUCCGGAUGCCGGAGGCUUCGCGAAGUCGCUCCGCGAAGAGGAAUCCCUCGCGAUCGCUCUGCGAUCCUCCGCGGCCUUCGGCCGGCGAUCUUUGACACCUCGAGGGAACGUCGUUGAUGGACUCCGAGGCGAGGCCGCGAUCAUCCGAGACACGGUGACGAGUCGGCUUCGCGGAGCAGCCGGCGGGUUCGCGGGUGGAUCAAACCCCGCGGGUUCAACGUUUCCUUGAAAUCGAGAGGCGAUCCCGGCCGCGAGGCGAGGACGGCUCGACGAGGAUCGAGGAAGAGUCGGCGAACUUUCACGCCGCGUCCGAGGACAAGUCGGCCGAGGGACCAGCGACGAAUGAUGCACCUGGAUGACUCGCUUCGAUUCCGAGCGCCGUCCGCGACGACAGGUUUCCAAAUAGGACGACGAGAACCGUCGGCGGCGGCGAGCGAGCACAGCGAGACGCAGGUUCAACGCAUCUCCGACGUGCGCCGACCAGCGGCAAUUAACGCGACGCGCUGACGAUCGGGCGACGCGCGUCCUCGGGACGAACGGACAAGAAACGGCUCUGGAAACGAGAAUCCCUCCGGAACGAGGAUUUAAUGGCGGUCUUUCGCAGUUAGCCGCCGAUCGGCGCAGCUCGUUUGCGAGGCUCGCUGGUGAAGUAGCGGCUGCUGCGGAGUUCGGCGGAAAUUAUUCCGUCAAGAUCGCAAUCGCGCGCGCACGAGAGCAGCCCGCCCGGCGAUCAGGUUUCGCCGCGAGAAGAAAUCUCAUUUCUCGCCGCGCGUUCUCCGUCGCGCCGGACAAGGAUCACCGAGCGCGAUCCCUCGGUUCGAUCUUUCUUUCUCGCUCUCUCUCUCUCUCUCUAUCUCUAUCUCUAUCUCCCUCUCUCGCUCUCUUUCGCGAAACACGGGGCACACCGGAAGGACGGACUAAUUAUGCGAGCUGGUGGGCACCGUGGGCCGCAAAAUGAGACGUGAAGCGGCGCCGCGUCGCGUCGCGAGCGGAAAAAGAAGAAGAGGAACGCCCACGGAAGGAAAAGGAUUCGCGGAGGAUCUCCGCCGAGGAGAGGCUUCGAUCCUCAUUGUGAUCGGUAUUAGCAGGAGCUAGAGCGGAACGAGAGACCAGCAGCGGGGCCAUCCCGCCGUCGUCGAGCUGAGCGAAGCCGCAAUUAUCUCUCUCUCUCUCUCUCUCUCUCUUUCUCUUUCUCCCGCUCUCUCUUUGGUAGCUAACGACCACGGCCCGUCCCGUUCGGGGGAGGAAGACGAUGACGAUGACGGCCGGCAAUAUUCCGCUCGCGCUAAAAUCGCUGUUGCUCAUCGCCACGGCGGCGGCCGCCGCCUCAACGGUACCGGGGACUUGGAUAAACCUCGGUCUACGUCACUUCCCGCAACUAGAAGCGGCGCAGACGAUGGAGACGUACGACGCGGGUGCCUCUACGAUCUGCGGCGCUCUGAAGGGCUUGUCUCAAGGCCAAGGGAAGCUCUGCCAACUGUCCGUGGAUCACAUGUCCAGUGUGGCGAAGGGCGCGAAAUUCGGCGUCCUGGAGUGCCAGCAUCAAUUCAGAGACAGACGGUGGAACUGUUCUACCGUGCACGACGAGACUGUGUUUGGUCCGGUGCUCCGAAUAGCGAGCAGAGAAACCGCGUUUGUUCACGCGAUCACCGCCGCCGGAGUGGUUUACUCCAUCAGCCGUUCCUGCCGGGACGGUCAGCUGUCGUCGUGCGGCUGUUCCAGGAGCAGCAGGCCCAGGGAUUUGAAUCGUGACUGGAUCUGGGGUGGAUGCGGGGACAAUCUGGAGUACGGCUACAAGUUCACGCAGGCGUUCGUGGACGUGCGGGAACGCGAGCGUAGCUUCAAAAGGGGCAGCCGGGAGCAGGGCAGGAGCCUGAUGAAUCUACACAACAAUGAGGCCGGUCGCAGGGCCGUCAUCAAAAGGUCCAAGGUUACGUGCAAAUGUCACGGCGUUUCCGGAAGCUGCAGCCUCAUCACCUGCUGGCAGCAGCUCGCUUCGUUUCGCGAAAUCGGCGACUUUCUGCUAGACAAGUACGAUGGCGCGACAGAGGUCAGGGUUAAUCGGCGGGGCCGCUUGUCAAUGCGCGAUCCGAGAUUUUCCGUGCCCACUGCCAACGAUCUCGUUUAUCUGGACGACUCGCCGAACUACUGCCUUCCGAACGACACUCUGGGAUCACUAGGCACACAGGGCAGAGCGUGCAACAGAACAUCGUCCGGCAUGGACGGCUGCAAUCUUCUCUGCUGCGGCAGAGGGUACAACACGCAGAAGUCCACCAUCAGAGAGAGAUGCGAGUGCAAGUUCCACUGGUGUUGCUACGUCGAGUGCAAGACCUGCGUGAAGAAUGUCGAUAUCCACACGUGCAAGUGAAAGUAAAUAGCGCUGCUAUUUAUUUUUUUACGAAUCACUUCUUCGCCGCGGCCCACCCUCGCAUUGCCGAUGGUGUUUUGUAACGGGCCCGGCGAGUCCCGGUGACAGUGGCAUUAUCGUCUCUCUCAGCCAGUCUGCAUUCUGUUGGGAUGCACGCGAAGAUACGUCCUGCAUUAUCUCUAAUAACUGUCCAUCCUCGAGACGAACUCCGAUUACACAUCAUUAAAUCUCCAUUUCUGCCGAAUCUACUGUAUGCAGAAUCUACUGUACAUGGAUCUCUGAUGCGAUAUGAAUACUUUGUCUGUAUCCUGUCGAACGUCGGUUUGUUCUCGUCGUUAAGUUUCAAAACAUCAAGAUUCGUAGGUCGUAGGUCUCCAGAAUUUCGAUUUCACGAAGACAGCAGCAUGAAUGAUUUGCGGCCUACUUAAAAGAAAGAAGGAAUCUCAGGCGGCUGAAAAAGAUUUCUACUGUAUGCUCUCGUAGAAAUUAAGCGCCUGGCGAAUGUUUCAUGGUUAAGCUUGGUCCACAAUGUGCUCUUUGCGUCUUGUUUCUUGCUCUCUAUCUUUCUUCUGUAAAAACUUCUAUUUACUUAAGAAAAAGAGAUAGAGAGGAAGAAACAAAGAGCACAUUGUAGCUUUAAAUUAACGCGAUUUCCAAUUGAACCUGAGGCGAAUGGAAGUCACACCCUGCUCUCUACGAAAAUAUCGCGUUGAACCAACAAUCGUGUCACGAUAGCUGGGAGCUAACGAUUUUCGGUUACGUACGAUUUAACGGUGACGCGUCAAAACGAACGACUUCCAGGAACGCUAUUCCAGGAACCGUAUUUCGCGAGCAGGUUCUUCUUAACAUGGAUGAAUAUUUAUUAGCGACUCGCGCGAUUAUGCUGUGUAAUACACGGAUAAGUUACUUUAAGCUCGUAAUAGUAACGCUUUACGACGUAGCCAUAGAUGUAAAUUAUUUCAGGCGUUUAUUGCAUUUUUAUUUAUUUGCGAGUAAUUUAGUCUAGCGAGCCGCAAAACAGCGCGUGAAAGCGAACGACGUUGCGAAUCGGACUGAUACUUAAGAAUGCUGAAGUAUCAAUUGUAUCUCAAUAUAGGUGAUAUAUCGUUAUAUAUAUAUAUAACGAUAUAUAUAUAUAUAUAUCGCAAAUGUCGGUAAUAAAAGAAAAAAAAGAUUUCAGAUGACUCGAGGAGAUCUGAAAUUAUUUUUUUAAUUUACAUAUACAGGCUGAGACAGGAAUACCUCUGACAAUUGAGCAAGUUUGUAAGAAUUUGCGCACAAGUUGUAUUCAUAUAUUAUAAAUUAAUACCCUCUUACAUUCUUAAUCUUUCGCAGCAGAUUCGCCAAAUCUUCAGGAUUAUUUCCGUAUCAACCUGUAUAUGUACACAUAUAUAUAUAUAUAUAUACGUAAUUUAAAUUUUCUAUUAUAUAGUCACUACGGUAAAUCACUUAACGACAUUCCACUUGUAUCACGAAUUGUAUUUGAUGGAAUGUACUUGCCUUGGAUAAUGAGAUAACUUGUAAGUCAGCUAGCAUUGUAUUUCCAGUAUACUAGAUGUUUAUUUAAU
Messenger RNA from Dinoponera quadriceps, 4292 nucleotides. Its product is annotated as protein Wnt-5b-like. Gene Ontology annotation, molecular function: cytokine activity; frizzled binding. The transcript is spliced from 8 exons. Gene Ontology annotation, cellular component: extracellular region. The record is from RefSeq and is a predicted model, not a curated record. The coding region runs from base 1609 to 2724 and encodes 371 amino acids. Gene Ontology annotation, biological process: multicellular organism development; cell fate commitment; neuron differentiation. Lineage: Eukaryota; Metazoa; Arthropoda; Insecta; Hymenoptera; Formicidae.